Messenger RNA from Mauremys mutica (yellowpond turtle), 928 nucleotides. It is a transcript of the gene POLD4, whose product is annotated as DNA polymerase delta 4, accessory subunit. Bases 326 to 661 code for a protein of 111 amino acids. Lineage: Eukaryota; Metazoa; Chordata; Testudines; Geoemydidae. Gene Ontology annotation, cellular component: delta DNA polymerase complex. The transcript is spliced from 5 exons. Gene Ontology annotation, molecular function: DNA-directed DNA polymerase activity. Gene Ontology annotation, biological process: DNA-templated DNA replication; DNA synthesis involved in DNA repair. The record is from RefSeq and is a predicted model, not a curated record.
CUUACACUGCACCUGGUUGUGGAGGAGUGUAGCCUAAUACAGACUGUGGCUGGCCCCUGAGGCAAAGGGCUAGACUUCGGGGCUGCACUUCGUCAUGAGGGCAGGUGCAGACUGAGGACUGCUGAUCUCCCCAGAAGGGGAGAGAACCUAGUGGGGCACAGACGGAGGGCUGUGUCCAGAAGAGGAUGCUGCAAGCCAGGGAGCAACGUGGGUCCCCGACAGCAGAGCAGACAAUGGGUGAGACACUACCUGCAGAGGGUGCUCCACAGCUGGACAGAGCUAAUUCCCAGCACAGCCUGCAGGAGGCGCUGCAGUGCUAGGAGCCAUGGGCAGGAAGCGGCUUAUCACCGACUCCUUCCAGGUGGUGAAGAGGCAGCGGCGGGACCCUGACACCAAGGAGGGGAGCCUACAGCCAGAGGCGGUGCCGGUCCCAGCUGAAUCCCCCACAGACAGCUCCCUGCAUCCGGCCCAGCUGGAGAUGCUUAAACAGUUCGACCUCAGCUGGGAGUAUGGACCCUGCACUGGUAUCACCCGGCUGCAGCGCUGGGAACGGGCCGAGUCCCUGGGGCUGAGCCCACCUCUCAUGGUGCGGGAGACACUGCUGGAGCAUGAGGGAGACCCCAGCUUCAUGCACUGCCUCUGGCGUGACUACCCACUCUGAGAUGAGGCAUGGCUGGCCCCACCAUACAGUGCGGAAGGGGGAAUCAUGCUGCUGCCCAGACCCCACAGCAUUUUACUCUGGUUCCUGAUUGGAAAAUAGCUCUGUGCUUGUAUUAAGAAGGGGGGGCUCCCCUGGCAAUUGGGGUAUGGGGUGCCCAGGGCCCACACUGGAUGGGCAAGCCCAGGUCCUGGCAACCCUAGACCAAGCUGUGCUCUGUCCCAUCAGCUGCUGAGGUCCAUAUUCCAGAUUAAAGGGCCUGUUUGAGAA